AUGAAUCCCAUAGAUGAAGAAAAGAACUGGCUGACUCUUAACGUGGGACAAAAGCUUCAAGAUUCUUGUUCAAGAUCAAAACCAAUUUCAGGGAAGAAAUGCCAUUUCUGCAAGAGGAAGUUCUACAGCCCACAAGCACUUGGGGGUCACCAAAAUGCUCACAGAAGGGAGAGAGAUGCAGCAAGAAGAUACCACUCCUUUAACAUUGACACCAAGUUCCCAAUUCAUCGAACACUUGGUGUGCAUAGCUUCCAAAUAAACCAAUCACAAAUGAAGGGGGGCAAAUAA
Lactuca virosa is the source of this 288-nucleotide messenger RNA. Lineage: Eukaryota; Viridiplantae; Streptophyta; Magnoliopsida; Asterales; Asteraceae. The record is from the annotation of a GenBank genome assembly.